AUGCUCAAGGGCGGCGUCAUCAUGGACGUGACGACUGCGGCGCAGGCCCGCAUCGCCGAGGAGGCGGGAGCGUGCGCCGUCAUGGCCCUGGAGCGAGUGCCGGCCGAUAUACGGGCGCAGGGCGGGGUGGCGCGCAUGUCGGACCCGGCCAUGAUCCGGGAGAUCCAGGAGGCCGUGACGAUACCCGUCAUGGCCAAGGCGCGCAUCGGUCACGACGUCGAGUGCCAGAUCCUCGAGGCCCUGGGCGUGGACUACAUCGACGAGAGCGAGGUGCUCACGCCGGCCGACGACGAGAGCCACGUCGACAAGUCGGUCUUUGGCGUCCCCUUCGUCUGCGGCUGCCGCGACUUGGGCGAGGCCCUGCGCCGCGUGGCCGAGGGCGCCGCCAUGAUCCGCACAAAGGGCGAGGCCGGCACCGGGGACGUCGUCGAGGCCGUCCGCCACAUCAAGACGGUCAGGAGGGACAUCGCCCAGGCCAGGGCUGCCCUGGAGGAGGGCGGCCUCCCGCGCAUCCGCGAGCUCGCCCGCCGCCUCGAGGUCGACCCGGACCUGCUCCGCCAGACCGCCGAGCUCGGCCGCCUCCCCGUCGUCAACUUCGCCGCCGGAGGCGUCGCCACCCCCGCCGACGCCGCCUUCAUGAUGCAGCUCGGCUGCGACGGCGUCUUCGUCGGCAGCGGCAUCUUCAAGUCCGGUGACCCCGCCAAGCGCGCCAAGGCCAUCGUCCAGGCCGUCACCCACUUCCGCGACCCCCACGUGCUCGCCAGCGUCAGCACCGGCCUCGGCGAGGCCAUGGUCGGCAUCAACUGUGAUGGCCUGGACAAGGGGGACAAGCUGGCCUCCAGGGGUAUCUAG
This is a messenger RNA of Geosmithia morbida, 852 nucleotides long. Its product is annotated as pyridoxal 5'-phosphate synthase pdxS subunit. Gene Ontology annotation, biological process: pyridoxine biosynthetic process; amino acid metabolic process; pyridoxal 5'-phosphate biosynthetic process. The record is from RefSeq and is a predicted model, not a curated record. Gene Ontology annotation, molecular function: amine-lyase activity. The coding region runs from base 1 to 852 and encodes 283 amino acids. Lineage: Eukaryota; Fungi; Ascomycota; Sordariomycetes; Hypocreales; Bionectriaceae. The transcript has a single exon.